ACGCACACGAACAACCAUGUCGGACUCUCGAUUCGACGCACUCCAAAAGGACCCUCGCUAUCGUCUUCCAUCACGAAAAGAUGCGCGCACGUCGGUUGAUCCGCGCUUCAAAAGUCUCUUGACAGACCAGGAAUUUCGCAAAAAGGCCCACGUCGAUCGUUAUGGCCGCAAAAUCAAGCUGGACAGCGAGAAGAAGCACGACAAGAAGAAGUCAAAAGUAAAGGAGCGAGAGGUGGUGGGAAGCAGUGAGGAAGAAGACAGCGAGGCAGACAGUCAUGAGAGUGACGAGGAGGAAGAAGAAGAAGAGAUCACGAAAACUAGAGAUCCAGCCCGUGAUGGAGGUUUUGACGAGUCCUCGUCCAGCGAAGAGGAGACUUCAGAUGAAGAAGACAGCGAUGUGGAAGAGGCAGACGAGGAGGCCGACUUGGCCGAUGCGACUGCGGGACAGGAACAGACUGAGGACAUUCCCAUGGGCGAAGUCACGAAGCGGAUUGCCUGCGUAAAUCUGGACUGGGACAAUAUCCGCGCUGCGGAUAUCAUGGCCGUGGCGAGCAGCUUCUUACCUGCGAGUGGGAAAGUCGAGAGUGUCAUAGUGUAUCCAAGUGAGUUCGGGAAGGAGAGAUUAGAGAGGGAACAGCUGGAGGGCCCGCCGAGGGAGAUUUUCGCAUCGAGUAAACGAAAAGUAGAAGAGAAGGAGGAGGAGGAGGAGGAAGAUGUGGAAGAGGAGGACAGCGAAAGUGAGGAUGACGAGAAGGUCAAGGAGAGGUUGUUGAAGCAGCAGGCGAGCGAGGGAGAAGAGUUCGAUACUGCAAAGCUGAGACAGUACCAGCUAGAACGGCUCCGAUACUACUAUGCCGUGAUCGAGUGUUCAGACGAGGGUACAUCCAAGCUGCUUUACGAUGCGAUGGACGGGCGGGAAUAUCUGUCGACGUCCAACUUCUUCGAUCUGCGCUUCAUUCCCGACGACACAUCCUUCGACGACGACGAAGUACACGAUGAGUGCUUGCAGCUUCCACAAGGAUACAGACCAAACGACUUUCGAACAGAAGCACUCACACACUCAAAGGUACAACUCACAUGGGACCAAGACGAUGCCACUCGCAAAGAGGUUCAGAAACGGGCUUUCUCGCGAGCCGAAAUGGACGACAACGACAUGCAAGCAUACAUUGGCUCCGACGACAGCGACGCAGACAGCACUUCCUCCCGCAUGUCAGUGGCAGAGAAGAAGAAAGCCGCCAAGCGAGCUUCUCUCCGAGCCGCACUGGGUUUAGGAGCGGAACCGACCAAACCCUCCAAAAAAGGUGACGACAAGGGAGAAGUGGGCGAAAUACAAAUCACCUUCACAUCCGGUCUCAGCAACGCCAACUCCAAAGAUCGAGGCCAAGUCUUUGAAAAUGAACCGCAGGAUGAAGAGUCCACAAGACAGAGAUAUAUCCGCAAAGAGAAAGACCGCAAACUCAAACGGAAACAACGUAUGAAAGCUCGAGCCAACGGCGAAGUCGUCGAUGGCUCUGAUAUCGAAGAAGAGAAUCCUCAAUCUGCUGCCGCGACUACGAGCGCCAACAACAACGACCGUGCCGACUCGGAAGAUGCAGAAGAAGAUCCCUUCAACGACCCCUUCUUCAACGAUCCCACCCUCGCCGCCAAAAACGAAAAAGCCGCCAAAAAGGCCUCUCGCGAAGCCAAACGCGCCGCCCGCGAAGCCGCCGCCGUCGAAGCCGAAAGCCGCAAAGCCGAACUUGAACUCCUCAUGGCAGGCGAUGACGAUAACGGUGACGGAGGAGCAGCCCAACAUUUCGACAUGCGAGAAAUUGAAAAAGCAGAGAAAUUAGCUCGCAAAAAGGGCAAAGGGAAAAAACAUCUCAAGAAGACUACUACUGCUGGUGCUGCUACGCCUGAUGAAUUCCAAAUCGAAACUGAAGAUCCUCGAUUCGCAGCAUUAUUCGAAAGUCACGAGUAUGCGAUUGAUCCGACGAGUUCGAAAUUUAAGAAAACGAGAGAAAUGGAGAGGUUGUUGGAGGAAGGGAGGAAGAAGAAGAGGAAGGAGAGGUAUGGUGAUGGUGAUAACGGGGAUGGGGAGGAUGGGCCGCCGAUGGAGAGGGAGAAGAAGAAGAAUAAAAGAGUCAAGGUUGAUGCGGAUGGUACUACGACUGGUGGGGUGGAUGAUGUCAAAGGUCUUGUGGCGAGGUUGAAGAGUAAGAGUAAGGGCAUGAAGAAGUGAAUAAGGGGUUUGAACUGGAAGUGGGUGGUAUAGCUAGCUAGCUGCUGGCUUGUGGACGCUGGAAGAAGACUUGGG
Sphaerulina musiva SO2202 is the source of this 2296-nucleotide messenger RNA. RefSeq lists its product as uncharacterized. Gene Ontology annotation, molecular function: RNA binding. The coding region runs from base 17 to 2221 and encodes 734 amino acids. The record is from RefSeq and is a predicted model, not a curated record. NCBI's taxonomy places the organism in Eukaryota, Fungi, Ascomycota, Dothideomycetes, Mycosphaerellales, Mycosphaerellaceae. Gene Ontology annotation, biological process: rRNA processing. Gene Ontology annotation, cellular component: nucleus. The transcript has a single exon.